AUGGCGGAGGUCGACAAUAGAAGCCAGCUACUGUCACGGAGAGCUACACUGCUUGCUGCUCUGGGUCGGGCAGAGGUUUUUGCUGUGGAGUACGACGCUCUUCGUGACGAAUCGCAGGUACCUUUGAGGUUGGAGUACUUGAACGGAAUUUGGAAUAAUUUGGAGACCGUUCAAGCGGAACUGGAGGACAACGAAACCAACGAAGAUGGUAAGGUCGAGCAUGCUGCUGUGCGUGCUGAUUUCGAGCCCCGGCUCUUUAAAAUAAAAGCAUGUCUUAUUUCAAAAUUGUCUCCUCUUCCUAACGAUCGGAGCCCUCAACCCUCUCGUGUAUCCUCCACUCUCUCUGGUAUCAAGCUGCCAACAAUUUCGUUGCCUGAGUUCGAUGGUGAUUACAUGCAAUGGCUUGCAUUCCACGAUACUUUCUUGGCAUUGAUUCAUUCAAACUCUGAGGUCCCGGAUAUUCAGAAAUUCCACUAUUUGAGGGCAGCUGUCAAGGGGGAAGCUGCUCAGUUGAUUGAAUCGAUCGGUAUCAGCUCUGCGAACUAUUCUUUAGCAUGGCAAACUUUAGAAAGCAGGUAUUCCAACGAUUAUUUGCUGAAGAAGCGUCACUUGCAGGCACUGUUGGACAUUCCGAGGAUGAAGAAGGAGUCUGCUGCUGCGCUUCACGGGUUGGUGGACGAAUUUGAACGUCACACCAAGAUUCUUCGACAACUGGGAGAACCAACCGACGCCUGGAGUACCAUUUUGGAGCAUCUGCUAUGCACGCGUCUACACGAUGACUCUUUGAAGGCAUGGGAAGACCAUGCAUCUACCGUCGACAAUCCGGAUUACACUUGUCUCAUAGAUUUUUUGCAACGAAGAACUCGAGUACUGGAAUCGAUCUCAGUCAACCAUCAAACUGCUGAUUCGCAUUCCGCUUCUGGUCCACCAGCUCAUUCGUCGAAGAGAACAUUCCAUUCACAGCUUCGUCUCUCUUCUUGUGCCUCCACAGCGAGUUCACCAGUAACACAUGUUGGUGAGAAAUGUGUCCUCUGUAACCAGUCCCAUUUACUGAUGAGAUGUCAGCGUUUUAACCAACUUUCGCCGAGUGAACGUCAGCAGUUUGUGAAAUCAAAACGUCUGUGUCACAACUGUAUGAAAGGUGAUCACAUUGCCCGCAAUUGUCCAUCCAAUUUCAACUGCCGUAAGUGCAGCCGUCGUCAUCACACUCUUCUCCACUCUGAACAGCCCGACGGUUCCAGUCGAUUCAACAAUGAGGGUACAUAUACCGCUCCAGCUACAACCGCUUCGACUUCUUCGCAGCCCAGUGGGUCUUCUGCAGCACAACCGUCUACGCAAUCAACAGUUGCUGCUACUGAGAGCAUCCCGCAAACUGAAGUCAGUGCCACUGUCCAGCAGUACCGUGAGAACGUGUUCCUUCUCACCGUGAUCGUUAAGGUGAUCGAUGCAAAGGGUGAUUUUUCGUGCAGCGUCGACUUUCUUGUGAUGGACAAAGUAACGGCGAACCUUCCAUCGCAAACCAUAUCAACAAAAGAAUGGCACAUUCCGAAGGACUUAUUUCUUGCAGAUCCGUCUUUCAACGAGAGUCAGCCAAUCGACAUGGUGCUAGGUGCCAAACAUUUCUACUCGUUCUUCCCGAGUGCUGCACGCCUGCAGCUGGGCCGAAACCUUCCUCUACUGGUGGACAGUGUCUUCGGCUGGAUUGUUGCUGGGUCGACAAACCAAAAUUCCCCUAUACAAGUGACGUCACCCACCUCUGUGAUUGUUUCGAUGAUUUCUUUGGAGGACAGUCUAGAGCGUUUCUGGAAAACUGAAGAGCUGACUACCAAGGACAACUACUCUGUUGAAGAAAGGCACUGUGAAUCGUUGUAUCAAUCAACCGUAUCCCGUGAUCCUACAGGACGAUACAUCGUUCGGUAUCCCCGUAAACCAGACUUUAACGUUAUGCUAGGAGAGUCGAAGAGCACUGCACAACGCCGUUUCGGACUACUUGAAAGGCGUUUGGAACGAGAUCCAAACCUAAAAGAUGAAUACCAUUUGUUUAUGCGAGAGUACCUCUCCCUCGGCCAUAUGCGGCUGGUCGAAGCGGACGACGAACACCACUCUCAAGCCUACUAUCUGCCCCACCACCCCGUAAUUAAGGAAGCAAGUACGACGACCAAGGUUCGGGUCGUAUUUGACGGCUCGGCCAAAACUUCUACCGGCUUCUCUCUAAACGAAGCUUUUUGCGUGGGUCCUGUGGUACAAGACGAUCUUUUGACCAUCAUCUUGCGGUUUCGUACCUUUCCGAUCGCCCUGGUCGGUGACAUAGCCAAAAUGUACCGACAGGUACUUGUUCACCCCAACGAUUCUCCUUUGCAGCGCAUCCUUUGGCGAUUUUCAAACCAGUCUCCAGUCCAGACAUACGAACUACUCACUGUUACGUAUGGUCUCGGUCCAUCUUCUUACUUGGCAACACGAACUCUCCAGCAACUGGCAGAAGAUGAAGGUCGAACAUUCACUGCAGCUGGCCCAGCACUUAGAAAGGGUUUCUACGUGGACGAUUUUAUUGGUGGAGCUCAAACCGUGGAAGAAGCAAUCCGUCUUCGCAUAGAGCUCGCUGAACUAUUGGAAAAGGGAGGAUUCGCACUACGUAAAUGGACCUCUAACCGGCUCGAAGUUCUGCAAGGUCUCACCGAUGAUCAGAUUGGCAUGCAAUCCGCUUUGCACUUUUGUCCAAAUGAAACCAUUAAGGCAUUGGGAAUUAGUUGGGAGCCCGAAGCUGAUUUCCUUCGUUUCGACUCACAGAUUCGACACAGCGAUGAACACCCGACAAAGCGAACGAUUCUCUCCGACAUAGCACGACUAUUCGACCCUCUUGGAUUAAUCGCCCCUGUCGUCGUCCGAGCGAAAAUUUUGAUGCAGGAACUGUGGCUUCUAUCCUGCGGCUGGGAUGAUCCUGUACCAGAACCCAUCAAGUCUAAAUGGGAAAGCUACCAUCGAGAACUGGCAAAGAUUUCGGAGCACCGUGUAGACAGGUAUGCUUUAUUACCCGGCUCAUCUAUUCCACUGCACACCUUUGCAGAUGCUUCCCAAUCCGCAUACGGUGCAUGCACGUACGCUCGCUGUGAAGAUGGACGAGGAAGAGUGAGGAUCCAGCUUUUGGCUUCAAAGUCACGCGUCGCCCCACUGAAGCGAAUCAGCAUCGCUCGAUUGGAACUGUGUGCUGCCGUGCUAGCUGCUCAUCUGCACACCCACAUCAAAAAGGCCAUCGACGUCAACAUAAUAGCAUCCUAUUUCUGGUCCGACUCAGCUGUCACUCUACAGUGGCUACGAUCUCCACCAAACGUAUGGCCCACGUUCGUUGCCAACAGAGUGUCAGAAAUCCAGCAGUACACACACGGAUGCCGAUGGAAACACGUUCCUGGAGGAGAAAAUCCAGCUGACCUGGUUUCGCGCGGUAUGUCUGUCGAAGAUUUCCUCAAAAGCUAUUUGUGGACUAACGGCCCUAGUUGGUUAACACGUUCCCUGCAAAAUUGGCCCAAUUCGAUACCUCCAGGUGUCCCACAAGAGGUACUGGAAAUAAAAACAACUGUCGUUGUCGCUCAAGUAACACCGACAGUGCACCCUUGGUUUCUACGAUGGUCAUCAUACAAUCGCCUUCUUCGCAUCGUUGCAUACUGUAUGAAAUUCGUCACCAAUACCCGAGCCAAAGUGCGCACGCAGCCCCCACCGACUCCCAUCGACCGAUCACUUACCGUCGACGAACUAACAAAAUCCAAAAUGCUUCUCAUUCGUUUGGCUCAACACGACGAUUUUGCUGCAGAAAUAAAACAAUUGGAGGAAGGCAAUUCAGUUUCGAAGCGUUCCCCCCUUCACUUGAUGAGCCCAUUUAUAGACCCAGAGAGAGUGUUGAGAGUGGGAGGUCGUUUGAAUCUGACGCAAUUACCCUACCAAGAAAAGCACCCCGCUUUAAUUCCUACCAAUCAUCCGCUAACUCGCCUCAUCGUCGAACAUUUUCACCGGAAACUAUUCCACGGCGGCGGGCGUCUACUGCUGACAGCGAUUCGAGAGGAAUUUUGGCCCCCGAGAGGCCGCAAGCUAAUACGCAGCGUCGUCAGAAAUUGUUUUCGUUGCACACGCCUCAACCCGGUACCUGCCCAGCAGCAAAUUGGUCAAUUGCCAGCCCCAAGAGUAAUACCCAGUCGUCCAUUCAGUGUCACAGGUGUGGAUUAUGCGGGUCCAUUGUACCUUCGACCAAUUCACAAACGUGCCGCACCUGCUAAAGCCUACCUGUGCCUCUUCGUGUGCUUCGCGACCAAAGCAGUCCACCUAGAAUUGGUUAGCGAUUUGUCCACCCAAGGCUUCUUAUGUUCGUUGCGAAGAUUUAUUGCCCGGCGUGGCCGGCCCGCGCACAUUCAUUCAGAUAACGGGAAGAAUUUUGAAGGGGCUAAGAAUGAACUAUCUGCACUGUUUACCAUGCUUCAAAAUCGUUCCCAGCAGGAAGAAAUAUCUUCUGCCUGUACCGCAGAAGGAAUUACCUGGCACUUGAUACCCCCUAAAGCCCCCCACUUUGGCGGUUUGUGGGAGGCGGCCGUAAAGGUAGCGAAAAAACACUUGUUCCGACAGCUGGGUUCAAGUCGACUUUCGUUCGAGGAAAUGUGCACGAUUCUUACCCAAAUCGAAGCAAUUAUGAACUCGCGACCGUUGCUUCCAAUGACAGAAGACCCUAAUGAUUUAGCCGCUUUGACACCUGCCCACUUCCUCAUCGGAUCAUCGAUGCAUGCCCUGCCCGACCCAGACCUACGGAACAUACCUGCGAACCGACUCGACCACUACCAAAAGCUGCAGAUGCAUGUGCAGCAAUUUUGGGUCUAUUGGCGAAAAGAGUACCUGCAGGAGCUACAAAAAGACACGAGACGAUGGAUACGGAACGACGAAAUUAUCCCUGGCAAACUAGUCAUCAUCGUUGACGAUCUGCAACCACCAAUUCGUUGGCCACUCGCUCGCAUCGAAUCAGUCCUGCCAGGAAAGGAUCAACUUACGCGAGUUGUAUCACUUCGUACUGACCGCGGUAUCAUCACUCGACCGAUUACAAAAAUCUGUCUGUUACCGUGCACAACGACAGCCCCAGAAGCAGAAGGAUGUUUAACGAUGGCCAACAACCCACAACCGGCCCAACGGAGUCCGGAUACACCACUAGAAUAA
Molecule: messenger RNA, 5187 nt
Organism: Topomyia yanbarensis
Lineage: Eukaryota; Metazoa; Arthropoda; Insecta; Diptera; Culicidae
Exons: 2
Coding region: 1-5187 (1728 amino acids)
Biological process (GO): DNA integration
Molecular function (GO): zinc ion binding; nucleic acid binding
Source: RefSeq, a predicted model, not a curated record